AUGUCCAGAACCAGAACUCUGGAGAUUAGCUGUAUUAUGAACAUCCGUGAGGGGUUGUCUACCGAGGGACUUGGUGAGAAGCUCGUGGCGGACUUUUCGACGUAUUGUGAGGAUCCUUUCUGGGAUUCCAUCUUCAUCUACGCCGACCAUAGAGGAGUGUGCAAGUUUGACCAGAGGGACAGUGGCUACGAGCAAGUUAUCGAUAAGCUGAGAUGCUACGUGGAGAUGGCGAAGGAGUGGAACCGGGCCAGGAUCGAGAGACUGAAGCCUCACACGGGCGAGGCGCAGCGAAUGGUGGUAUUGCAAGGACCAGGAGGCAUCGGAAAAAGCAGCAUUGCACUUGCCUAUGCUCAUUCCGCCGUCGCACAGGGCAUCUCCGUUUUCUGGAUCAACGCAUCGAGCAAGGAUGACAUUGUGAGGGGCCUGCGGAACGCUCUGCUUGCCCUCAAGAUCAAAGUCCUAGCUGACCUUGACAUGCAGUCCAACGCCCUUCGGGUCAAGAAGUGGCUGGGGAACAAGGACAACGGCAGCUGGGUCUUGGUUCUUGACAAUGCCGAUGAUCGCUCCAUUCAUUUCCAGGACAUCCUUCCCCAAAGCAAGCACGGGGGUGUGCUUUUCACAUCACGCGACAAGCGCCUCGCUUCGGCUAUUGGCGCUACCGAAGUUCCCGUUAGCGUCAUGACCGCGGCUGAGGCAGUCGAGCUUUACUGGAAGUACAGGUCCAAUGCAGGAGAACCCCCCAUCCAUGAAGCGAACCCCGAAACAGAAUCGACGGAUUCACAGUCUCCUGUCCUAGUCCAGGACAGCCAAGGGGAUGUCGAGCGCCUCGUGCAGAAACUCGGCUUCUUUCCCAUGGCCAUCGAAAACGCCGCCGCGUAUCUGAGAGAAGCGAACCUCAUGCCGGGGCCGAAUCUCACAAUCUCAGAUUACACCCAUGCUUUGGACGAGGCGGUGUCGCUUGACCAAUCUGCCAAGGACCAGAUCGAGACCAUUCUUGGGUUUCAGGAGGCCUUCUCGCCCUAUCCACAAAGUAUGUUGUCAGUCUGGGAGUUAUCGCUACAGAUGUUGAUGCGCGAAAGCGAGAGAGGCCCAAAGCUUCUUGAGCUCCUCGGAUUUCUAGGGCGGAAUGUCUCGGAGGACUGGAUCCGAGCUCCGAUGACAACUGGGUCUGCCGGGCUUGCGUUCGCCGAUGGCCGGAAGCACACCUUAAGCAGAGAACCGACGACGCUACUGCGUUCCAAGAUGUCUUUUCUCCGGAGCCGCGUGACCUAUAUCGCCACCGCCGCCAAGCUCUGUAACUUGUCCCUCGUGCGAAGGGUCUACUUGUCCGGCCAGGGACGUUGGUACCUUGACAUGUACCCCCUUAUCCACCUCUGGGUACGAUGUCGUUUAGCAGACCGUCCUGCUUACCGAGCGUCCCUCUUCCGACGAACUAUACUCCUCAGCGAGUUCUCCAUAGGCAGCCCGUUCGUAUACCAUGCUUUGGAGUCCGCCAAGUCAGAUAAUCAACAGCCCUCAACGGCUUUCCAGUCGCUCGUCAAUACCAGAGAGUACGCGUCAGACCUGCCCGUGGAGUGCAUCACAUUCUACCUAUUCAUGGCUCUCGACAACUAUGGACAGAGUUUAUGCUUCAAUGAAACGACUGCCAACGCCCUUCUUGCUUCCGUAGCACAACAGGAGCGUGAAAUAGCCGGGCUUCUAGCGAGACUCGGGUCCGCCGUCUUCCACUUGUACCGGCAGUUAGAGGGGAAAGAGAAAAAUACCGAGGACACUCACGGUUCCCGAGAUUACAACCUCACCUUCUGGGCUGACGUUGAAGUCACGGCUGACGCGCUGGGUUCCGCCCCAUAUGGCUUCACCGAGCAGCGAAUUCAAACCAUAGUAGAUAUCUUAGCAUAUCUCAUUAGUUGCUGGUGGAAGACAGUGCCCAGCCCGGGGCUCCAAGAGCUAUAUGCUAUCGCGAACGGUGAAAACCGUCUCUCUCCCCAGACCUCAGCCACUCUCGCCUUCAUGAACCGCUUUUGCAAAAUCAACAUGGCUGAGGACAUGCUCCACUCGGCUCGCGGGCCUGCGUUGGCGCACGCCAUCUUCCAAUAUCUGCCUCUAGACCAGUCGGUAUCCCUCCUCGACUCACACUUGAACACGGCAGUGCACACCCUUCCGGCCUUCAAAGCAGUCGAGUACAUGGACGGACUGAUUAAAAAUCUGAACAACCUAGUCGCCAGGAAGCAUCCAGGGCCGUGGGGGGAAAAAGCCUGGGAGACGUUUGUACACUGUAUCCGCCAUGAGCACAUCCACGAUGCCCUGUACUCGACCACCUCCUACGGAUGGCAUCAGGGAGAGUUCCUGCGCGACAACCCCCAGUCUGUCUACGCCGUACACAGCCAGCGCAAACUGCGCGAGACACAUGAGCUGCUCGCAAAGCUGCUCUGGGUCUGCGGUCUCCGGGACAAAGCCGAUUGCGUACUGUCCCAUUAUAUCCUCUUUGUGAGCGACUUCAAGGUGAUGACGCACGCACCAUCGUCUUCGUUAGGGCGGCCCACGACACCGUUGCCCGCCCAUUGGUACUGUGUGGCUGAGGAUUUACAAAGUCUAAUGUACCGCUUCCUCUGGGAGAUUUCAGAAGAUGAGCUGCCGCAGGGGGAUCGCGAUAAUAAUAACGCCGUCGAGUUUGCCGCUUUGCUGGUAUCGGGCUAUCUGACGCUCAUGAGGAUGCAUUUCGAAUGGGUCAAGACCCAUGGAGAACUUCGCUGUUACUACGAGGCUCUGCCCGACUUCGAGUGGGACAACGCCAAAGCGCUUUCUCUGCUCGCCGAGUUUCUCCUUAUGAGAAAAGAUCUGGUGGGCAGGAUAGAGGUGUUUGAGGCUGUUGGUGAUGACGAAACGUGGAACCACCUCAAGCACCAGCUGGCCACCCGAGCGGAAGUCUUCGAGUCACUCGCCGAGUUCUCGUGCGUGAUGCCCUACAAGUUACUCUUGGGUGCCUCUGCGGACACUACCCGCCCACUCAGCGACUGGUUGGAGAUUUUUGACGAGAUCUUCCAAACCGACUAUAUCGGCAACGUUGAAAUGGGGAAUAUAAUUGUGGAAAACACUCAGCGGCCCUCAGAAUCGGAGGAAUCGGCAGAUACUUUGCCAAACCCUAGUGCAGCACCGCUCGAGGUCGACCCGGUUGUAUUUCGCAAAAUGACGGCAUUUUGGUUGGCGCUUUGCAGCGGCCGAAAGGACCUCGCGAUGCGUGAGAAGGACUCGCAUCGUCUGGCGACGUGGCUCCGUAGCGCGGAAGAUCGAAUGCCCAUUCCUGCCCGCUUUAAGUCCUCAGACCCAGCUCGGAGCCUAUACUGUGGACUUUUGCAGACAUGGGAGGGCGAUCUAGAGGACCUUACGCAGACUCUUGCGGCUCGGAAUCUGGAUAUCGGUCAGAGUUAUGAGGAUUUGCCGAUAAUGAGGCUGCUUGGGGUCACAGAACCCGGAACCGAUGACAAUACAACUGAGAGACAAUAUACUUACAAGGAAGUCAGAUUGCUAAUCAAAGAGCAGGGAGAAGCCUUCUUCAAGAUGCCAAAUUUGCACUACGUACAGUUCGACUCGGCGACUGUUCAUGAAGACCUUGAGGGGGGGUCAGAUCCAGGGAAUGCUAUUGUUGUUUCGAUGCCUGCGUUCCAUCUGUCGGAGUUUGGCAACUUGAAUUUAGUCCCGCUGCAGGAGAACGGCGACGAACAAGAUGAUGAUGAGGAGGAGGAGGAGGAGGAGGAGGAAGACGAGGGGGAGGACGAGGGGCAUCGAUAG
Scedosporium apiospermum is the source of this 3789-nucleotide messenger RNA. RefSeq lists its product as uncharacterized. Bases 1 to 3789 code for a protein of 1262 amino acids. The transcript is spliced from 5 exons. The record is from RefSeq and is a predicted model, not a curated record. Lineage: Eukaryota; Fungi; Ascomycota; Sordariomycetes; Microascales; Microascaceae. Gene Ontology annotation, molecular function: ATP binding.